AUGUUGAUUCCGAUGAAUCAAGCGUCGACAGCCGUUAUACCAACAGAAAAUCGCAACGUGGCCAAGAGCUUAGACGAGUGGCAAAGCGCAAUGUCGAGCCAGUUAAAUCAAAUCGGAAUCGGCAAUUCAAAAGCAACAAAUCAACAAAAUAUUCAAGCAAGCAUCCUCUCACCAGCCCUAGUGAGCGAACAAGGAGGUCUAAUUUAUAUGACAAAUCUUAUCGGGGCGAGGAGCAGCGAGGACGGUCAGAUCGAACUUCCAAGCGUUUUUCUGAAUCCGAUGCAGAAGAAUAUUCCACUACGAAAGUCAGAUUCGCUGAUCGACGAGAGCAGCCGAUUUCAAGAAAUUACGCUACCCGAAAAGGAAACACAGGAAGAGUCACCGUCUACGAAUCCGACUAUGCUCACUCGGACAAUAACGAAUGGGAAGUCAACCCCCACCUCAACAGACAAAAACAUGAGCACGAUGCCGGCAAACGUCGAACUGGAGCCACCAGAAUCAUUCGUCGAAAGCGAGCAACCAACGAUGAACAACAACGACCACCAACAGCCAGAGCAAAGAAGCGAAGAAAAAUCAUCCACCCUCAGUCCGGAACAGAAGGAGAAGAUGCCGAACAACCCUUAUCCGACAUCGAAAAUUUUUGGAAAUGAUUUGACUGUUGAAGGUCCCUCUCAAUAUAGCGCUUUGGAUAUGAAAAAAUUCAAACGCUAUAAUAACAUGAUCAAUGUUCACCAGCCGUUUAUUUCAAAAUUCUCCAGAAAUCCUGUAAUUGCAACUGGACUUUAUACGACUCUUUUUGCUGAUAUUUGUGUUGCUUAUAUAAACGAUGCCUGGGAGAAUAAUCUUUAUCGCUAUAUUUUGGUUGUUGUGGAUGGACUUUCUCGUCAGUUAUUUGUUCGUCCUUUGUAUCAAAAAACUGCUGCUGAGACUUCUGAAAAUUUGGAAGAUAUUUUCAUGCAUAUGGAUAUGCCUGGACAGACGUUUUUGGUUACCGAUCGUGGAAAAGAAUUUGAAAGUUCGAUUUGGCCAAUGUUGGACAGAUGGGGAGUUAUGCCUGUUCAAGUCGAUGGACCCCAUAAAGCAUCUUUAGCUGAACGUGUUAUACGAACGCUUGAAGAACGCCUUGAAAAAUAUUUCUUUAAAAAAGGACGUCGACAAUGGUAUAAAAUACUACAAGAUAUUGCCAAUGCUUACAACAAUACCGUUCACAAUGCAAUCGGAAUGAAACCAGCUGAUGUCACUCGUGAUAAUGCAAGACAACUGUUUGACUUUAUGGAGCAGAAGCGUAACCAAAUCGCGCGAGAGCGAAAGACAAAAUUCGACGUUGGCGAUAUUGUUCGAAUCCCGUUUAAUCGUGACAAGCAGACAACAUUCGUCAAAGGCGCCCGAGCAAAUUGGGAAAGUGAUUUUUAUCAAAUUGAUGAGAUUCUCUUUGGCACUCAUGUGCCUACCUUUUUUAUUGUUAAACUUAAAACUGGAAAACGUGUUGCUCGUCGAUUCUAUGAGAAAGAAUUGAAUCUUGUUAUCAAACUGUCAGAAUUUAUCGAUGCUUAA
Oikopleura dioica is the source of this 1554-nucleotide messenger RNA. Lineage: Eukaryota; Metazoa; Chordata; Appendicularia; Copelata; Oikopleuridae. The record is from the annotation of a GenBank genome assembly.